AUGAGAUUAGAAUGGACUGAUAUUGCCUACAGUUUUCUAGUUGACGAUUACGGUACUGUUUAUGAAGGACGGGGGUGGGACAAUGUGGGCUCCCACACGAAGGGGGUUAACUUCGUCAGUUUUGGUGCAGCCGUUGUUGGCAAUUACACGAAAAAACUUCCUACCGAAGCGGCGAUCUCAGCUAUGAAGAAGGUAAUACAGUGCGGGAUUGAUUUGGGAAAAAUCGCGAACACGUAUGAACUUAAGGGACACAGAGAUGCUAAAGCUACAAAAACUAUAUGCCCAGGAGAUCCCCUUUAUAACGAGAUAAAAAAAUGGGAUAACUUUCCUAAUAAAUUGGACCCCUGUGGGAACUUAAGCUGGAUUGAACGUGUAGAAUGGACGUCCGCGAAAAUUGAGACCAAACCUAUCAAACAUCCUGUAUCAAAAGUGUUUGUUUAUCACAGUAAUAAUCUCUGCGUCGACUGUGCUAAUUACACAGAAUGCAGAGAUUUAGUAAAGAAACAUAAUUGGACUGCUUUAGAAAACGAUUUCGCUUUGCAUUUUAUCAUUGAUGGACUUGGUCUUGUGUAUGAUAUGCGCGGUUACUCGCGCGAUCCCAAUGUUUCUGGUUGGAUGGAUGAGGGGAGACUCCCAAUAAAAGCUGACAACGACAAAGCUUAUGGUAUUGCAUUCAUUGGAAAAUCUCAGACGAAAAUGCAAGUGGAAACUUUCGAAAUUCUGCUCAAGUGUGGUGUUCAAAGAGGUUACCUUGUCAAAAAUUAUCAAGUCCUGAACAGUUCUUUUAACACGAAUGAUCCGAAAGAAGUCUGUAACAACGGGUUGCUAAUAAAUGAGAUCAUGCAGAAGUACGGAACGCCUGAGAAAGAAGAAUCAUUCACAAUUCCUGAAGCAUCGGGCGAUACAAGUCAUUGCAACUUCCAAGAGGACACCUGCGAUUGGUAUGCUGAUGAAGCCAAAAACGGAUGGAAACGCCAUCGAGGUGCCGCUGACGAAGCGGGAAUGACCGGACCGUUGAAAGAUGCCGACAACAAUAUUAACGGAUAUUACUUUCUAGCUGAUGCUUCCAAACAUAUCGACGGGAAGAUCAAACUCUCGUCGGCAUUGUACCCACUGACAGAAGUACAAAGAUAUUACUGUUUGAAGUUUUGGUAUCAUAUGUACGGAAAGGAUGUCAAGUCACUAAGCAUAUGGAUACAUGUGUACAGUCUAACAAAAUUAUUCUACGGUGAAAGAAAGAACGUAUUGACAAUAACCGGCAAUAAAGGGCCAAAGUGGUUACUCCAAGCCCUAACUAUUGAUAUAGAAACCAUCUGGGCUCCUAAAGUUAAUUUCGAGUUUGUUGCCUCCUUUGGGAACUACCUAGGCGACAUUGCACUUGAUAACAUCGAAAUCACACGGGGGAAGUGUUAGUGAGCUUACAUUGACACUGAAUAGCGUUUACAUUAAAAGGGAGAAAUGUUUGUGAACAAUGACAUAUGGCCACAUCAACUUUACAAGACGAUAUUGUAAAUUUACCUUGACUCUUGAUUGCAUUUUCAUUUUAGGGGGGGGGGUGUUUGAUUACAAUGACAUAUGAUAACAUCAAGUUUACUAGACGAAAGGGUUUGUUUACCUUGACACUUGAUCGCAUUUACAUUACAAAGAGGAAGUGUUUGUGUCUCUUUUUUGUAUUUGUUUUACUGUAGACACUGCACAAUUAUAAUAAUGGUGUUGUUUCUUUUACAUUUACUGUGUUUUGAAAUUUGUGUGUGGUUUGCAUUUCAUCCGUCGUGUAUAAUCUAUUUCAUAUUCUUGUUGUUUUU
This is a messenger RNA of Dreissena polymorpha, 1805 nucleotides long. Its product is annotated as peptidoglycan-recognition protein LF-like. The record is from RefSeq and is a predicted model, not a curated record. Gene Ontology annotation, molecular function: N-acetylmuramoyl-L-alanine amidase activity; zinc ion binding. Gene Ontology annotation, biological process: peptidoglycan catabolic process. Bases 1 to 1413 code for a protein of 470 amino acids. Gene Ontology annotation, cellular component: membrane. Lineage: Eukaryota; Metazoa; Mollusca; Bivalvia; Myida; Dreissenidae. The transcript has 11 exons.